GGAGGACCCGGUUAAGUGGACAUGAAAUCAGGCAAUCCCAGGAGGUCAACCGGUCUGGCCUCUAUUCCGCCUCAAACCCGCCCUCUCUCUCUCGCCACCAUGUCGUCGUUGUCCUCUACGACAACACAGAAUGGCUCCCGUUCACCUUCACCCCAUACCCCAGAUUCUUCUGACUCCUUGGAACACGUCGCUCACCACGAGCUCACCCUUUCUUCCUGGUACAAUACCGAGCACGACAAGUCUGCAUAUCUGCAGUCUCUUUGGGAGACAGAUCCUAUCUUUCAGACGCAGCCAAAGUGCGAAGACGACAAUAUGCUACAGCUCGAUGAUCUCAUUGAAAGCCACGCGUACGACGACUCUCCGGCUCUCAGUGUCGAGUCGCCAUUUUCCAUCAUAUCACCUACCUCGCCUAUGGGCGCCGUCGUGGAGCGCCCUGCUCCCUUGCUAGUUCAAUCUAUGCAUACAGCUCCACCUGCUUUGACAAUGCCCAACUCCAUGUCUGUGACAAAACCCAUUCCUCCUCCAGCUUCUGUACCGCGGCGACAAGAUUUUCUGCUGAUGAACCACAAAGUCGUCCAUCCUCCAAGGGAAUCUUGUGUCAAUCUGCCUAUCAUGUUUCCCAGUAUACCGGAGGGUGGAACCAAGUCUCGCGUUGAAACUCAAGUACGAGUUACCGUGGACUUGGCUGAUCCAAGUUCUUCUUCUGACCCAUAUAAAUACGAUCGCGUUGGCUCAUGGAAGUGGUUAAAAUUACCACAAGGAACGGCUACGAAGAGGCGGACGCGAAAACAGGGGAAAAUAGAUCCCGACCCGCAAGAUAUUCUUCAUCUCAGCGUCAGUAUAACUUGCGCGUCACCGCCCCAUAAUACGGUGCUCAGUUGUUCUAGUUGUCGCGCUCGUGAGGCCAAACGAGUUGCAAAAAAACUAGCUGCUCGAGUACGCCCCGCACGAUCCGAUUCUGACUCCGGCGAAAGUCCCAACAAUACCCCUACCAGGAACGGACAACGCGAGGAUACUAGCAGCAUAAUCCAAUUCAAUUGCUCGGAGGUCAUCGAUUUUUCCACCGGCUCUGUCGUCCUUCCAUUGCGUAUCACUUGCUAUUGCCGCCACCAUCGUGAAAAGGUUGGAUUCAAUGUCCAUUUUACAAUGAUGGAUCACACCGGUCGCAUUGUUGGGACAGGGUCGUCGCGCCCUAUCAUGAUUACGGAUGACCACAAGACGUCGUCUAGCAAGCAUAGCGACCUCGCUUCGACAUUUACGACGCGUGAUUAUGAAUGGGCGCAGUUUGGACCAGCUCAUGUCGAUUCGUCUAUCGAGAGUCGCGCCCCUUCGAAGCGUAAGAAAGACACGCCGUCAAAUACCACCGGGACGAAAAAGCGUGCUAAACCAUAUGAUCCUGCCUCGAAGCCGAGCAGGGUUAGUGGAGAAAUUCCCGCAUCGAGCGAACCUUCCCCCUCCCCAUCACAUGCAACGCUCCCAUCCACCAGGUCGCCAACUCCUCUGGAUCCUCCACUGUCGUCCCUACCACCACAACUACAGUAUUCAUCUUUCGAGUCAGAAUCUUCGCCUGAUGGAUUAAUGACCCCAGCGGAACAUAAUCUUGAUAUAGCCAUGUCUUCAGCCACCACUGAGAGUGACUUUUCUGUCCCUUCUCCAGUCUCUCUUCCCGUGACACCUCCUGCUCUAGUUAUGCCUGCACAUCCUAAUCCCAUGCCUUUUAUGUUCUUUGAUCCAUCUCAGCCAGCUCCCCCUCUGGCACUACCUACAAUCCAUCGUCUCGUACCGAACGCUGGGCCGACACACGGUGGUAUUGAAGUUACCAUCCUGGGAGCCAACUUUCAUCCUUCCAUCACUCUGAACUGCAUUUUUGGGGAGGUCGCGGCUAGUUCGACACAGCGGUGGAGUGAUAAUACCCUGGUCUGUGUGCUGCCCCCAAGAGCUACUGCUGGUGUAGUUGCCGUCUGGUUUGAAGGGUUCCCCAAAUUAGAGGAACAUAGCAAUGCGCCUCCGCCGCUAUUCACAUAUUCAGACGAGUCCGAUAGGGCCUUAAUGGAACUAGCUUUACAGGUAGUUGGUCUGAAGAUGACUGGAAAGAUUGAGGAGGCCAAGAACGUUGCCAUGCGUAUCGUUGGAAAUGCUGGUGAUCCAUCAGACUCUCAAAAUGGAUCAAAUAUGACUGGUGCGAUGCAACUUGCCCCUUCCUUAACCCGGGACCUGCGACCUCUUCUGCUUAUCCGCGCCGGUGAAAACGAGGAUUUCCAAAGCCUCAUAAUCGAUUUCCUCUCUAUUCUCGAUGCACCGGUUGAAUCUUCCGAGCAAGCAAUAUCAACUGAAGCCGCUAUCUCACACCAGAGCCCCAGCGGACAAACAUUGCUCCAUCUUGCCGCGUUUCUUAGCUUUCCUUCCCUCGUCCGGUUUUUGGUAGAUCAUGGAGCAGACCUGGAUAUGCGCGAUCGAAAUGGAUAUACUCCCCUUCAUUUUGCUGCCUCUAUGGGUAGCAAAGAAUGUGUUCGAUAUCUUCUGGACGCGGGUGCAGACACGGAAAUUGUGAAUGCGUUAGGAAAGACUGCCGGGGAGAUUGCCAUGGACGGCAUGUUUGCAGAUUCACAGGGUAUCAAUGAUGGACUCGAUUCAGGUAUUGAAAGCGAGGAAGAUGAAGAAGCCGAAUGGGGUGAUGCUGAGGAGGAUGCCGAUGCUAUUAUUCGAAGACGGGCCCGGCGCUAUGGAAAUCGCAGACGGCCACGGCACUCCGAUACUCCUCGAAGAGACAAGGAUAACAUCACGGACCACCUUUCUAGACCUCCCUCUCCCUCUCCGAAGUCCGAAAAGGCCAUUUUGGCUAAUGUGGACGAGAAACAAUAUUCUUCGUUCACUGACCUCAUCCAGAAGACAAUCGCUCAACUUCCUGGUUCUCCUCAGUUACCUAACCUUCACAUUCCUGGCAUGCCUGCGGUUCCAUGGGGUGUUCUUCCGCAACUCCCGAUGGUGUUUCCCGUUGUUGUCCCUUUACUACCGGCCUUCCUUAGCGGAGACAAUACAAACCGUGACGGUCUGGACGACGAUCAAACCGAUGGGUCCUUGAAGGGCAAAUUUGCUGGGGCAAAAGCUGCAUAUGAACUGCGUGCAACGUGGGAAAGAUGGCUUGCAAAUGGGGCCCCCAUCAAAGACAGUGAACCGCCUCCGAUGUAUACGCCUAGAGCCACGGAGGCCGGUCCAUCGCAUGCUCCAUCGUCGACUGUGUCUGAAUCUCUCGCAGAGACUGAAGCCCCACGACCCGAAGGACGAUCUUCCUCAAGAAUAUACAACUACGAGAUGAUACCUGUUACGGAGCAGGAAGUGGAUGCGUAUACGUAUGAACCCAAAACGCAACCCAAGAAACAGGACCGAAUGCUUUUACUUUUCUGGCUACCCAUCUUGAUCAUUUCUCUUAUUUGGGCUUGUCACAAUGGCCUUCGGUUUGCACUCGGCGCUUUACGAGGAGUUGUACCAUUGAAAUCUGGAAUGCGUACCUGAUGUAUCAGGACUGAUCUACUAUUAUUUGCUCAUGCGACAUUUUUUUUGUCACUUGCCUUUCGUUGAAAGUUUUUAUUUUAUUUGGUUGCUCUAAAUUAUGCAGUUUCACUAGAAAAAGAAGUGUAUGUCAUAGAUAAUCGGAAUGCAAAUUUUCCUUCACCAUCCAAAGUC
Desarmillaria tabescens is the source of this 3684-nucleotide messenger RNA. RefSeq lists its product as uncharacterized. The record is from RefSeq and is a predicted model, not a curated record. Lineage: Eukaryota; Fungi; Basidiomycota; Agaricomycetes; Agaricales; Physalacriaceae. Gene Ontology annotation, molecular function: double-stranded DNA binding; protein binding; transcription coregulator activity. Bases 22 to 3513 code for a protein of 1163 amino acids. Gene Ontology annotation, cellular component: nucleus. The transcript has 8 exons. Gene Ontology annotation, biological process: regulation of transcription by RNA polymerase II.